Myotis brandtii (Brandt's bat) is the source of this 1511-nucleotide messenger RNA. RefSeq names its product UEV and lactate/malate dehyrogenase domains (gene UEVLD). NCBI's taxonomy places the organism in Eukaryota, Metazoa, Chordata, Mammalia, Chiroptera, Vespertilionidae. Bases 89 to 1504 code for a protein of 471 amino acids. Gene Ontology annotation, molecular function: oxidoreductase activity, acting on the CH-OH group of donors, NAD or NADP as acceptor; ubiquitin binding. Gene Ontology annotation, biological process: endosome to lysosome transport; protein modification process; carboxylic acid metabolic process. The transcript is spliced from 12 exons. Gene Ontology annotation, cellular component: ESCRT I complex. The record is from RefSeq and is a predicted model, not a curated record.
GGUCCUCGGCGGCCGCCGUCCAGGAGCCGGUGCGAAAGGAGGUCGAGGGGCUGGGGUCGCGGAAUCGGACUCGGGAACCUGCCUGGAGAUGGAAUUCGACUGCGAGGGUCUGAGACGGCUGCUGGGCAAGUACAAGUUCAGGGAUCUAACUGUGGAAGAACUAAAGAAUGUAAAUAUGUUUUUCCCACAUUUCAGAUAUUCCAUGGACACCUAUGUUUUCAAAGAUAGUUCCCAGAAAGACUUGCUGAAUUUCACUGGUACUGUUCCUGUGAUGUAUCAGGGUAAUACAUAUAACAUACCAAUUCGUUUGUGGAUUUUGGAUUCUCACCCUUUUGCUCCCCCCAUUUGCUUCUUAAAGCCAACUGCAAAUAUGGGAAUCUCAGUUGGAAAACAUGUGGAUGCUCAAGGCAGAAUAUACUUGCCCUACCUCCAAAACUGGAGCCAUCCUAAAUCUGUUGUUGUAGGAUUAAUUAAAGAAAUGAUUGCCAAGUUUCAAGAGGAACUUCCCCUGUAUUCUCUGUCAUCAUCUGAUGAGGCACGGCAGGUGGACUUGCUAGCCUAUAUUGCAAAAAUCACUGAAGGUAUCUCAGACAUAAAUUCAAAGAACUGGACAAAUCAUGAGAAUAAAGCAGUAAAGAAAAUUACUGUGGUUGGAGGUGGAGAACUGGGAGUUGCCUGCACAUUAGCAAUUUCAGCAAAGGGCAUUGCAGACAGACUUGUCCUCUUAGACCUCUCAGAAGAGACUAAAGGAGGGAUGAUGGACCUUGAGAUCUUCAACCUGCCUAAUGUGGAGAUCAGCAAAGAUUUGUCUGCCUCUGCUCAUUCCAAAGUGGUCAUCUUUACCGUUAACUCUUUGGGUAGUUCUCAGUCCUACCUUGAUGUGGUGCAGAGAAAUGUGGAUAUGUUCAGAGCCCUUGUCCCAGCUCUGGGACAUUAUAGUCAACACAGUGUCCUGCUUGUUGCAUCUCAACCAGUGGAGAUCAUGACUUAUGUGACAUGGAAACUGAGUGCAUUUCCUGCAAAUCGAGUAAUUGGAAUUGGAUGCAAUCUGGACUCACAGAGGUUACAGUAUAUUAUUACAAAUGUUUUAAAGGCAGAGACUUCAGGAAAGCCAGUGUGGGUUAUUGGUGAGCAGGGAGAAGACAAAGUUACCAAAUGGGGUGGCCAAGAAGAAGUCAUGAGUCAUAACUCUCAGGUGCAGCUGUCCAGCAGAGCCAUGGAACUAUUAAAGGUAAAAGGUCAAAGAUCCUGGUCUGUUGGACUAUCAGUAGCUGACCUGGUUGACAGUCUUAUAAAUGAUAGAAAGAAAGUGCAUUCUGUAUCAACUUUAGCAAAGGGAUAUUAUGAUAUAAAUAGUGAAGUGUUUUUAAGUUUGCCUUGCAUCCUUGGAACCAGUGGGGUAUCUGAAGUCAUCAAAAGCACAGUGCAAGAAGACAGAGUGACUGAGAAGCUCCAGAGCAGCGCCUCCUCACUCUGUGAUCUCCAGCAACAGUUAAAACUUUAAGUCCAAA